AUGGCAGUGUCAAAUGACAAAUCAACUUCUAAUGGUAGUACUAAUAAAGUUGCGUCACCAUCUACAAAAUCACCUAUAAAAAUAACAGCGAACGGCCAUGAUGAAAAUAAUAAUUCUAAAGAUCAAUUAUUCACUAUUAAUGAUAUAAUACCUGGUUGUAAAGUAUAUGCUGAAAAAGAUGGAGAAGAAAGAUUAGCUGAAAUAUUACAAGAGCAUCUAAAAAAAGGACGCAAAGUAUAUUAUGUCCAUUAUCAAGAUUUUAACAAGAGAUUAGAUGAAUGGAUAGAAAUAUCAAGAAUAAAUUUUAAUAAACCGUUGAUUCUACCGGAAGUUAAAACUGAAGAAACAAUAAAGACAAAUAAAUCAAAAGUGAAUAAGAAAGUUAAAGUCUCCAAAAUGGAUAAAUCAGCAUCUGCAACUAGUAAACAUCUAAUAACUAAAAAAGAAAAAGAACAACAACAGGAAAAUAAUGAUGCUAUAGAGGUUGGAGAAGAUGAGUUAGAUCUUGAAAAUUUAAAUGUUCAAGGUUUAAAACGACCAGGUGAAGAAUUAAAUCGAGAAGAAGAAAUUAAGAAAUUACGUACAUCAGGUUCAAUGACUCAAAAUCAUUCAGAAGUAGCUAGAGUGAGAAAUUUAAGUACAAUUAUAUUAGGUGAACAUAUUAUUGAACCAUGGUACUUCUCCCCAUACCCAAUUGAAUUGACUGAAGAAGAUGAAUUUUAUAUUUGUGAUUUUACAUUAUCUUAUUUUGGAUCCAAAAAACAAUUUGAAAGAUUUAGAUCAAAAUGCUCAUUAAAACAUCCACCGGGCAAUGAAAUUUAUCGAGAUUCAAAAGUUAGUUUUUGGGAAAUUGAUGGUAGAAAACAAAGAGUCUGGUGUAGGAACUUAUGUUUACUAUCUAAAUUAUUUCUUGAUCACAAGACAUUAUAUUAUGAUGUUGAUCCAUUUUUAUUUUACAUCAUGACUAUUAAAUCAGAAAAUGGACAUCAUAUAGUAGGGUAUUUUUCAAAGGAAAAGGAAUCUGCUGAUGGUUAUAAUGUUGCUUGUAUUUUAACAUUACCAUGCUAUCAAAAAAGAGGAUUUGGUAAAUUAUUAAUCCAAUUUAGUUAUAUGUUAUCAGCAAUUGAGAAAAAGGUAGGGAGUCCCGAAAAACCAUUAUCUGAUUUGGGUUUAUUGAGUUAUAGAGCAUAUUGGACAGAUACAUUGGUGAAAUUAUUAGUUGAAAGAAAUAAUCCAAGUUUAUUUAAAAAGAAUAACCCCCAAUUAAUUGAUGAACUAGAUGAAUCAGAUAUUGAAAAUUAUUCAACACCACCACCAAAUUUAACAUCAUCAAUACUGAAAAAUUUAAAUGAAAUUACAAUUGAAGAUUUAAGUUCAAUUACAUGUAUGACUACUACUGAUAUUUUACAUACUUUAACUAGUUUACAAAUGUUGAGAUAUUAUAAAGGUCAACAUAUAAUUGUAUUAACUGAUCAAAUAAUGAGUAUGUAUGAGAAAUUAAUAAAGAAAGUAAAAGAAGGAAAGAAACAUGAAUUAGAUCCAAAAUUAUUGAAAUGGACUCCUCCAUCAUUUACUGCAAAUCAAUUAAGAUUUGGUUGGUAA
Insectozyma verbasci is the source of this 1602-nucleotide messenger RNA. The record is from the annotation of a GenBank genome assembly. Lineage: Eukaryota; Fungi; Ascomycota; Pichiomycetes; Serinales; Debaryomycetaceae.